Molecule: messenger RNA, 1456 nt
Organism: Momordica charantia (bitter melon)
Lineage: Eukaryota; Viridiplantae; Streptophyta; Magnoliopsida; Cucurbitales; Cucurbitaceae
Product: Pectin lyase-like superfamily protein
Biological process (GO): cell wall modification; pectin catabolic process
Molecular function (GO): pectinesterase activity
Source: RefSeq, a predicted model, not a curated record
AUCUCAUUUCAACCGAAUUCUCUUCGCUUAAAUAUCAUCCCUUCCUCCUCUCCUCUCGAUCCAUUUCAUUUCGUCUCUCUGAUCGGAUCACUCCCCAAUAAUCAAUCUCCAAAAUCAUGCCUCCUCCAUCCUCCAAUUCCCUCUUCAAAUCCAUCCACAUCGCAUCCGCGAUCGCUUUUGCUCUCCUGAUCUCUUUUCCGAUCGGUUCCUAUGGUUUCACAGCCAAAAAUGUGAUCGAUUCCCCGCUGUUGACGCAGAAGAUCGGCACCAAUCGCACCAUCAAGGUCGACAUCAAUGGCGACGGCGAAUUCACGUCAAUUCAAGCUGCAAUUGACUCUGUUCCGGAGGGGAAUUCGCAGUGGGUGAUCGUCCAUGUCAGGAAAGGAAUUUACAGGGAGAAGGUUCAUGUACCGUCGAGUAAGCCGUACAUCUUUCUGAGAGGGAACGGGAAAGGAAGGACGUCGAUUGUUUGGUCACAGAGCUCUGUUGAUAAUGUGGAAUCUGCUGUUUUUAAAGUCGAAGCUAAGCAUUUCAUUGCUUUUGGAAUCAGCUUCAAGAAUGAGGCUCCCACUGGUGUGGCUUACACAUCGCAGAACCAGUCGGUAGCAGCAUUCGUUGCCGCAGAUUUAGUUGCGUUUUACCACUGCGGAUUCUACAGCACUCACAAUACUCUGUUCGAUUAUAAAGGCAGACAUUAUUAUGACAGUUGCUACAUUCAAGGCUCAAUUGACUUCAUCUUUGGCCGCGGCCAAUCCACCUUCCGCAGUUGUGAGAUGUUUGUGAUUGAUGACAAGAGAAUGAAGAUCCACGGUUCAAUCACAGCUCAAAACAGAGAGAGUGCAAACGAGAACAGUGGGUUUGUUUUUAUCAAAGGAAAGGUUUACGGAAUUGGCGGUAUCUAUCUGGGUAGAGCCAAAGGUGCUUAUUCCAGAGUCAUUUUUGCUAACACUUACCUCUCCAUGACCGUUGUUCCCGCAGGCUGGACCAAUUGGAGCUAUCAUGGCAGCACAGAGAAUUUGUUCCAUGCAGAAUACGAUUGCCACGGACCAGGGGCAGCAUCGGGCCACCGAGCACCAUGGGCCAAACAGCUGACCAAAGAUGAAGUGGCCCCGUUCCUUGACGUCUCUUUUAUUGAUGGCUCCGAAUGGCUUCCUGCGUGGCUAUAAAAAAGCUAAGCUAAUAUUCCUGCUGCACACUUUUUAAUUUACUUCAUGAUGCUUUUGGUUUAUAAUUUUUGUGUUUGUUUGUGACAACAUUGUUCAAGCGAACUAUUUUGUAAAGAUGCGCUGGAAAAUGUGAAUGAUGCUUCUGGAUUAUGAGUAUUCAGAUGCUUCUUUUUAAUUCCUUUAUAAUGCUUGAGCAUUAUAGUCUGAGACAGUUAUUGGGUGUGUGACCUGCUGUGUAAGAAUCUUGAAAAUAUGUUUCAAUGAGACGAAAUACUAAUUAAGUUUCUUUU